This is a messenger RNA of Aspergillus niger, 1443 nucleotides long. RefSeq lists its product as uncharacterized. Gene Ontology annotation, biological process: regulation of transcription by RNA polymerase II. NCBI's taxonomy places the organism in Eukaryota, Fungi, Ascomycota, Eurotiomycetes, Eurotiales, Aspergillaceae. Bases 1 to 1443 code for a protein of 480 amino acids. The transcript has 3 exons. Gene Ontology annotation, cellular component: chromatin. The record is from RefSeq and is a predicted model, not a curated record. Gene Ontology annotation, molecular function: DNA-binding transcription factor activity, RNA polymerase II-specific; RNA polymerase II cis-regulatory region sequence-specific DNA binding.
AUGCCUCACACCACCGUGGGUAGUCUGCCUCCCUCGUCGUUCCUGUCCCAUCCCAAUCCGCAGGCACAACCCCAGCCGUCGCAACCUUACCCUCCGCCUCAUAGCGUGCUGCCUCCCGCGUCCAGCGCGCAGACCUAUCCCCAGCCGAUUGCGCCGGCGCCUCCGCGUGAUCGUCGCUCGGAUUUCUCCGGUCUUCCGUCAGGUGCUUUCAGCUACUCCGAUAACAAGGGAACGCCUUGGAUGAACCCCGACCCUGUUGCAAGUGCAAACGGUGCUCCCCCGUAUGCUGCGAAGGAACCUCCCAGGACACAGGUUGUUGGGUCGCAGGGCCGCCGCGGAAUUUUGCCGAGCGUUCCGGGACGCGCGACUCCCGUCACGAACGGUGUCAAUGGUACCGCGAAGAACACUACCAUUCCGGCCAAGGAUGCGGACGGAAAGUUCCCUUGCCCGCACUGUAACAAGACCUAUCUUCAUGCGAAGCAUCUGAAGCGCCAUUUGCUCAGACACACUGGAGACCGUCCGUACAUGUGUGUGCUCUGCAAGGAUACCUUUUCUCGCAGUGAUAUUCUCAAGCGUCACUUCCAGAAGUGCUCGUUGCGACGUGGUAACCCUACUGGGGCGACUCACCUGUCGCACCCUCAGGCACACUUGAAGCGGUCUCAAGCUGCGCAGAAUGCCGUUAAGCCCGUUCAGGAUGAAGUCAAUACCACCGUCCCGCAUCCCAACGGUAUGCCGGGUGCUACGUAUGGCGAGGCGCCCGUGAAUGGCAAUGGCAUGGCUCCCGGUCGCCCCGGAUAUCCGGAACAGCAGCCUUUGGGUUUCUCCAUGCCUUCCGUCAAUGGGAUGAACCGUGGUCAGCCCGAAGACGCGUUCCCGGGCGGACAGCCUCACCAGCGUGGACCCUGGCUUGCUGCUCCCAAGCAGAACCCGUACAUGGUGCAGCCUGGCGCAGAUGCAACUGGCCAGCAGCUGAAUGUUGAUCGUCCUCCUAUUGAGCAGGUAAAGCCCCCGGUUGUUCAAGACCCUAAACGUCCUGUCAUGCCUGGACCUCCCAAUCACGCUGGCGAAAUUGACUGGACUUCGAUGUUUCAGCCCGGAGCGUCCGACGGUUACAUCAAUCCCGUCUUCCCCCAGACCAUGGCGUCCGGCCAGGAGCCUAUCCACGCUCACGUCGAUACCGAACGCAAGUUUUACCCCACCACCACCGCUGGUCCCCAGGAAGGUGGGAUGAACGGUCUCUACCUGGCUUCGACCACGUUGAGUGGCGACGCGAUGUCUUGCAAUGCUAGGCAUUUGUCUGGGAGUAUGUAUGGGGACGCUUCUCCGAUCAUGCUGUUGAUGCUCUUGCACAAGCGUGUACAUGCUAUGCGGUUUGGUGCCUUAUCAGUCUCCUGGAUUAUGCGCAUUGAAUCCAGCCUGGAAAGCCUCAUGAAUGAUUAUUGA